AUGGCACAUGAAACAGAGAAUACAAGGAACUCAGCAGCAGGUCAUUCUAUGAUGGAGAUAGAGGCGAGCAAACCCUCAGGGCAUGGGGUUGUAGCAGGUGGGUUGAGCCCUCUGAGUGAGACUUUGUGGAGGGAGAAGGCCAGUCUUGAAAUUGUAGGGGAUGUUUCUGCCAGGCUUACUUGGAAGGAUCUGACGGUGACGGUGACUCUGAGCAAAGGUGAGACACAGAAAGUGUUGGAGGGUCUAACUGGUUAUGCUGAACCUGGAACCUUCACAGCUCUCAUGGGUCCUUCUGGUUCUGGCAAAUCAACUUUACUUGACGCUCUCUCUAGUCGCUUGGCGGCCAAUGCUUUCCUCUCUGGCACCAUCCUUCUCAAUGGCCGCAAAAGAAAGCUUUCUUUUGGCACUGCUGCCUAUGUGACCCAAGAUGACAAUUUGAUUGGAACCUUAACGGUACGAGAAACCAUUUCGUAUUCAGCUAGAUUAAGGCUGCCCGAUAAGAUGUCUUGGUCAAAAAAGAGAGCGCUGAUUGAGAGUACAAUCAUAGAGAUGGGUUUGCAGGAUUGCGCAGACACAGUUAUUGGAAAUUGGCAUUUGCGUGGGAUCAGUGGGGGAGAGAAGAGAAGGGUCAGCAUUGCUCUUGAAAUCUUGACGAGGCCUAGACUGCUCUUCCUUGAUGAGCCAACCAGUGGACUUGAUAGUGCUUCGGCAUUUUUCGUGACUCAGACACUACGUGCCCUAGCACGAGACGGGAGGACUGUCAUAGCCUCAAUUCACCAGCCAAGUAGUGAAGUCUUUGAACUAUUUGAUCAAUUGUACUUGCUUUCUAGUGGCAAAACUGUUUAUUUUGGUCAGGCAUCGGAUGCAUACGAGUUCUUUGCACAAGCUGGAUUUCCCUGCCCGGCUUUGAGGAACCCUUCUGAUCAUUUUCUUAGAUGCGUAAACUCUGACUUCGAUAAAGUAAAGGCCACAUUGAAAGGGUCCAUGAAACUCAGGGUUGAGGCAAGUGAUGAUCCUCUGGAGAAGAUUACCACUGCUGAAGCUAUAAGAGUUCUUAUAGACUCCUUUCGGACUUCUCAAUACUCUUAUGCAGCUAGAGAAAAAGUUGAGGAGAUAUCCAAAGUUAAAGGAACUGUGCUAGAUUCUGGAGGAAGUCAGGCUAGUUUCUUGAUGCAGGCCUUCACAUUGUCCAAGCGUUCAUUUAUCAACAUGUCAAGGGACUUUGGCUAUUACUGGCUCAGGCUCGUUAUUUACAUUGUUGUCACAGUCUGUAUUGGAACCAUCUAUUUGAAUGUGGGAACGGGUUACAAUUCGAUUCUGGCGAGGGGUUCAUGUGCAUCUUUUGUAUUUGGUUUUGUCACGUUCAUGUCAAUCGGUGGGUUUCCUUCAUUCGUAGAGGAUAUGAAGGUUUUCCAAAGAGAGAGGCUGAAUGGCCACUAUGGUGUCACUGCAUUUGUCAUCAGCAACACACUCUCUGCAAUGCCAUUCCUGAUACUGAUCACCUUUCUCGCAGGAACAGUUUGUUACUACAUGGUCCGUCUCCACCCUGGCUUCAAGCAUUAUCUAUUCUUUGUGCUGUGCCUUUAUGCAAGUGUCACUGUAGUUGAGAGUUUGAUGAUGGCCAUAGCCAGUAUCGUCCCCAACUUCCUCAUGGGCAUUAUCAUAGGGGCUGGAAUUCAGGGUAUCUUCAUGCUAGUCUCUGGGUACUUCAGGCUCCCAAAUGACAUCCCAAAGCCCGUCUGGCGUUACCCUAUGUCUACAUCAGCUUCCACUUCUGGGCUUUACAGGGGCAAUAUCAGAAUGACCUGA
Messenger RNA from Prunus armeniaca (apricot), 1809 nucleotides. The record is from the annotation of a GenBank genome assembly. NCBI's taxonomy places the organism in Eukaryota, Viridiplantae, Streptophyta, Magnoliopsida, Rosales, Rosaceae.